UUGAAAAAUGUAUGUUUUAAGGAAGAAGUUUAGGCAUUAAUGUUGUAAGGAGGGGAGGGAGAAGAGUGUUUGUUGGAAAGAAGCAUGCCUCUCCAACAUCAAGCCAUGAAAUACAUGAAAGAAAAGCCUUCCAUUGUUAUUCCCUCAAAAACUCCACCUUCUUCAACUCCCUUAAACCAUCCAUACAUUUCACAAAUCCUCUCCACACCCAACUGGGCUCUGUUACUAAACCACCACCUCUUCUCAAACCCCCUCCUCCUCAACCCUCGCUCCGCCGUAACCGUCUUCCACAACCAACGCAAUGCCUCCCAUGCCAUCAAGUUUCACGCCUGGCUUUCGCAUGUCAACCCCGCACUCGCCACGCAUCCCUCAGUGCAACGCGCUCUUCUGAACACUCUGCACCUUAACGGCCCCGCGGUGCUGUCGCUCGAGUUGCUCCGUGACGUUCGCAAUUCCGGGUUUCGGCUCACCGAGGACCUGCUCUGCGUCUUGAUUGGAAGCUGGGGAAGGCUCGGUUUGGCAAAUUACUGUGCUCACGUUUUCGGUCAAAUCUCAUUCUUGAGUCUCACCCCUUCCACUAGGUUGUACAACGCUCUUAUUGACGCUUUGGUGAAAUCCAAUUCAAUUGACCUUGCUUAUCUCAAAUUCCAACAAAUGCCUGCGGAUAACUGCCGCCCCGAUAGAAUUACCUAUAACACCCUCGUUCACGGGGUUUGCAAGAUUGGCGUGGUGGAUGAGGCGCUUCGGUUAAUCAGACAGAUGAACGAUAAGGGACUUUUUCCUAAUGUCUUCACUUAUACAAUGCUUAUUGAUGGGUUUUGUAAUGCCAACAGGGUUGGUGAAGCAUUUGGGGUUUUCGAGAUGAUGAAGGAGAGGGGAGUUGCUCCUAAUGAAGCCACUGUGAGAGCGUUAGUCCACGGGGUUUUUCGCUGCUUGGAUCCAGGUAAGGCACUUGAUAUGUUGUUAUCUAAGUUUUUAGAUAGGAAGCUGGAGCAGGAGGAGCGUGCUCAUUUUAAGUUAGCUUGUGAUACUGUGUUGUAUUGCCUUGGGAAUAAUUCUAUGGCGAAAGAGAUGGCUGUGUUUCUGAGGGAGGUUUUGGGAAGAGGUUAUGCCCCUGAUAGCUCUAUUUUUAAUGUCAUAAUUGCUUGUUUGGUUAAGGGAGCCGAGCUGAGAGAGUCGUGUGACAUAUUUGAAACUUUGAGAAACCGAGGUGUGAAGGCAAGCACUGGUACAUACCUUGUACUUAUGGAGGCGUCGUAUAAAAGAGGAUGGAGGGAGGAUGGGGAUCGAGUUUUUGGUCAAAUGACCAGUGAUGGGCUAAUUUCUAGUGUUGUCUCAUAUAACAUGAUAAUCAAUAGUUUGUGCAAAGCCAAAUUGACGGAUAAUGCGUCAGAGGUUUUCAGAGAUAUGCAGGUUAGAGGUUUUGUUCCCAACCUUGUUACUUUCAAUACCCUUAUUAAUGGGCAUUGUAAGGAAGGAGAAAUAUUUAAGGCACAGGAGCUGCUGGAGAUGCUUUUAGAAACUGGGCUUAAACCUGAUAUCUUCACUUUUAGCUCUAUAAUUGAUGGACUCUGUCGAAUAAAGAAGACUGAGGAAGCUUUUGGAUGCUUUACAGAGAUGAUUGAGUGGGGCAUCACUCCAAAUGCCGUCAUUUACAAUAUCUUAAUUCGGUCUUUUUGUGCCAUUGGGGAUGUUGCAAAGUCAGUGAAACUAUUAGGAAGAAUGCAAAAGGAAGGAGUAAACCCUGACACCUACUCCUAUAAUGCUUUGAUCCAAAUCCACUGUAGGAUGAAUAAAGUUGAUAAAGCUAAAAGGCUUUUUUAUUCAAUGUCAAGAUCUGGCUUGAAUCCGGACAAUUACACUUAUGGUGCUUUUAUAGAGGUACUCUCUAAAUCUGGGAGAUUAGAGGAAGCCAAGAAGAUAUUUUACUCAAUGGAGGCAAACAGUUGCUCUCCUGAUUUGUAUACAUGUAACUUGAUUAUUAAAAUAUUGGUUCAGCAGAACUGUAUUGAAGAGGCACGAAGCAUCAUGGAAAGAUGCAGACUUAAGGGAAUAUCUUUAAAUUCUAUUCCUAAUUAGUGAGACUAAUUUCCUACUAAUUUCUCGGAUGCUACUAGAUUAUUGAGCUUUUGAAUAUGAUGAUAUCGAUUCUGGGUAUAGAGGUACCUCAGAUUAUAAAGCCCUGUUCAUAUGGAUAUCUUGUUAUAUAGUGGGACAGAAGAAUUAUUUGUGUUUAUGUAUGGAUGUACUUUUUUGCCAUUUCAACACCAACAGAAAAGAGUACAGUAAGGAAUUCAUUUUUUCUUCUUUAGUCGGUGACUCUUCAUCAUCGUUUUUAGAACGAGCUUGAUCUAGAGGCUGCUCUUCCGCCCUUCUUACAAAGAGCUUGAUCUAGAAGCUUUGAUGGACGUGGCUUGGUUAUCGUGUUAUACCAUACUUCUAGUCUUGCUAUGCUUAUCUUAUUAAUUGUGCUGUUGUUCUGGAGGCAACAAACAACACCUUUUUCCUCUGUUUCCUCCAUUAAUGGAUUAACAUUGAUCACCUUACAAACACCAACAUUAAACAGUGGAGGUUAUGUCAAAUCACCACAGCCAAGAGCUCCAUCUUUCACUUGUGACCCAUCCUGCACAUUGAAGAGCUCGAAUUUGAUGGCACUCUUGACUGGAAAACCUGGGAUACCAAAUUUUGUGGUUGUGGCUGUCGCUUAUGAUGUUAGUAGUUUUAUUGGACAGGGUUUAUAUUAGUUCUAAACUAAUAUUUGUUCUAGACUAUUAUUAGGGGUGUGUAUCAUACACGUAUCCCUUUAUCGAUGAAGUAUAACAUCUCUCUCUUGUCGUCCUUCUUCACUUCCAGCCCACCCACCCCAAAUAAUUUAAACUGGCUCCAUAAAGCUUUCCUCCUAAUAGCACUGGUCACUGGGUCCGUAUGCAGCUUGUUGCAUUUUCCUUUCAAUUUUACAUGGUAACAGUGAAUUACUUCUGUAGCAUAUUCGUGUAAUGAAUCUUCAUCUUCAAAGAUCACAUCUACAAAACUGGUUGAGUAUGGCCAGUUUCUGAAUUGCCUGAAUAAUUCAACUCCUUUCUCAAUUGUGGCUUUAUCGACCAUAAAGUCUUAAUGAUCAAUAUUUGAGUUGUGGUGGUCCUAACGAGACUGACCAUCCUGGUGCAAUAUUUCAGUCAUAAUGAAAUUCAAUUGUAUUCUUCCAUUCAGGUAAUUUUAUGUCUAACAAACAACAAUGGACAUGUUUGUUUCAUAUAUCUUUUUACCAUCCACUAAUGCUUUCGUCGUCCAUCUUUUAUGAUGUUCAUGCAUAAAUGUUAUGUUUGUACUAGCCUAGCGGAUAGUACUUGUCCAGUAACUAUGUUUUAUUUUUAUACCCUUUUUUCUUUUAUAUUUCACAAUGUAAUGGUAUUUGUUGCAAUAUAGUAAAACAUAGCGAGUAGAACAUCUAUCUUAAGUCAGUGAAAAACAAACUCUCUGUACAAUUUCUUUUGUUCGAAUCUUAUUUAAAUUUCAUCAAUUGAUGAUAUACAGAAAAAUGAUAGCUGAUUAUAUUCUCAACUCCCAAAUUUGCUAAAUUGUACUCUCAAAUCUUGGUUGCUUACUGAUAAGCUGUCGUUGAAGCUAUCAAAUUAAUACUACUUUUCAAGGCAACUUCAGUAUUGCCAAGUAGUAUUCAAGAAAGUAGACAGGGUUGAAGUAACCCUGAGUCGUCUCCCAACGAACACGGAAUUGCUUUUGAAUAUCUGACUCUUAUGAAUGCUAUGUUAUGCAAUGCUUAUGAAUAAAAAUGAUGUUUGGAGAAGGUUUAAAGAACAAAUAAGAAACUUAAAACAUUUAUGAUUAAAUAGGCUAAUUCCACUGCUUUUCCAAGAUAGAUUCAUCAUCGGUUAUUCACGGAUAAUUGUUCAAUUGAUUAUUGUUUAAGUUUCAAAUUAAUUAAAGUACAUUCUCAAUUAAUUUGAGGGCGAUCAUGCAUUUAACCAAAGUAAAUUCUCAAUCAAAUGCAAAACCUUUCUAGAUUAUUCAUAAUAAAUUCAACCAAAGUAUAUUUUCAAUCAAAUUCUAUUGUGUUUAAUCAUGUCUAUUCUUAAAUCUCCUAACCUAGUUAAAAGUUAAUCAAUCAAAGUAAAUUCUCAAUUGAUUAUAGUUGAAAUUAUUACUACCAAUCAAAGUACAUUCUCAAUUGAUAGUAAAAACCAUUUAAUCAUAUGAAAGUUCCUAAAUUAAAUCAAAGUAGAUUCUCAAUUUAAACCUAGAAACCCUAAAACUCAUAUAAUCAAUAUGCAUGUAGAUUCAAACAUAUUAUGAUGCAAAAAUCUUUGCUUUUAACAAGAUAGAGAGAUGAAAGACAUAGAGAAAGAACAACUUAAAUUAAUAAUCAAAAUAAACAAUUGCAUUAACUGAACGUAACCUCAGAAUCCGUCAUGGAAUUACAGUAGAAUAGCCCUAGAUGCUUAGCUCUCCAUGAAUGGAGUUGAAUAUAAGAUGAAAGAAAAGUGAGAGGAGUAUGAGAGAAUGUCUUAAGUGAAGUCUCUGGGUCUCUUUAUAUAGGGCUUGAUUGGGCUUGGACUCUGAGUAUUCAGUUGAUAGAAUCUUUUAUCUUAUAUCUUCCAAAUAACUAAAAGAUUUAGAUAAUUAUAACAUUAUUUGGAAGAUAUUUUCGAUUGAUAUUCCCAAAUUAAAUUAAUUCAACAACUGAAUUUUAUCUUUUAACUUUUCUGAAUUUUCAAAAUUGCACAAAUGCCCUGAAAUUUCCUCUAUCUGCACUUUAGCCCCUUCUGAGUUUCUGAAAUUGCAAGAAAGCCCCUCAGUUGACCAGACUUUGACCAGAGAAGGCUUGUUGACCAGCUUUGACCAGAGGAGGACGAACCAAUGAGGUGCUGACACGUGUCAGCCCCUUUCCCACCCAAAAUUAGGGUUUCAGAUUGGGGAAGGCUCGUGUGCCGCCGCGAGAACGAGAUCUUCUCUACGCUUUCGCCUUUGCGGUGGUGAUGAUGCAUUUGUCUCUGGGUUUUCUGAAUGCAGGUGCGUGUUGAUGAUGGGGAGCGGCGUCUAGGUGGCUGCCAUGGAGGAGCUGUGGUGAAGAUGAUGGAUGGUGGCGAAGGUCGCGGUGGCUGGUGCGACGGUUGCGCGUGGUGCGCGAGAAAAAUGACGCAUGAUUGAGGCGCUGUAAUGGCCGUUCUUGCGGCGGCUUUGGUGAUGAUUUCAGAGGAGCUUUGCAUGAUGAAGAUGGUUGUGCCAAGCUUUCGUCAAUGGAGGAGAGGCGCGAUGAAGAGUGGUGUUGCGGCGCGCCAUGGAGAUGCGAAGAAGAUGACGGAGGUUGCGGAUGAUGAUGCGCGACGGAGGCGGAGCGGCGGCGCGGUUGAUGGUGGCGGCCUGACCUGUAUCCGCGGCGACUAGCGGGAAUGGUGGUCGUGGAGGUUGCGGCAGCGGCGGAUGGUUUCACGGUGGCGGCACAUGGUGGCGGCUAGGGUUCUGCUGGAUUAGGGUUUCUCUGUUAGAGAAGACAGGGCUGACGUGGCAAGAGGCAUGAGGUGGCAUGUUCUGGUUGGCUAAAUCUGUGUGGAGAGGAUUUGGACACGUGGCAUGAUCUGGUGGAGUCUAGCUUAGGAGGGGUAUGGGUAAGGAAAUUUAGGGGGUGUAUUUAGAAUAGGGUUACUGUUUGGCUUAGUAUUGGGCCUGUUUAAGAGAAGAGGGGUGUAUGUAGGGAAAUUGGGAGGUGCAAGGGUAAAAGUUGUCUGUUUGGCCCAUCUGUACAUUAUUUUCCAAAUAAAACCUGAUUUUGGGCCUUGAAUUGCCA
Molecule: messenger RNA, 5803 nt
Organism: Vigna angularis (adzuki bean)
Lineage: Eukaryota; Viridiplantae; Streptophyta; Magnoliopsida; Fabales; Fabaceae
Product: putative pentatricopeptide repeat-containing protein At3g16890, mitochondrial
Exons: 2
Coding region: 85-2079 (664 amino acids)
Molecular function (GO): protein binding
Source: RefSeq, a predicted model, not a curated record